GAUCUCCAUCAAGAAUUAUGAAGUCACAUUGAAUUUUGAAAACGAAGUGUGUUUCUUGGUUUGGAGAGGCUUACUUUGAAAGACUGUCUUAAAAUCGAAACGCUCUGUUUCCUAGUCCAGGGAUAAACUCUGGAUAUUGCUGAAAUCUAGCUGCCAUCAGCCCCACACAAUGUGGUCAUUAGUGAAGAAAGAUGGGAAUUGCAGUCCAAAAACUUAUGGAAGGCCAGAUGUUGCCCAUUCAGUCCUAGACUAAUACUAGCUGUAUUCAUUGUAUUUAUGUGGUAUCUUCCAACCCUCCUCCUGCCCUGCAUCCUUCCUCCUUCUAGGCAACAAGUCUCCUUGCUGGCUCAGAGGUUAUCUGGAGCCUCAUCUUCAUCUGAAAUGACAAACCACAUUUUACCUGUAACUGGAGGGCAGGAGCGGAACAGUGAUCCAGCACAGGCUCGUCCAAACCCUCCAACUUUUGCUCAAGGCGUCAUCAAUGAGGCUGAUCAGCGUCAGUAUGAAGAGUGGCUUUUCCACACCCAGCAGCUUCUCCAGAUGCAGCUAAAGGUGCUGGAGGAGCAAAUUGGGGUGCACCGCAAGUCCCGCAAGGCCCUGUGUGCUAAGCAGCGGACAGCUAAAAAGGCUGGCCGUGAGUUCCCUGAGGCCGAUGCUGAGAAGCUUAAGCUAGUAACCGAGCAACAAAGCAAGAUCCAAAAGCAGCUGGAUCAGGUCCGGAAGCAACAAAAGGAGCAUACCAACCUCAUGGCUGAAUACCGUAACAAGCAGCAGCAGCACCAGCAGCAAACUUCCACAGUCAUGGCCCUCAGCCCCUCCCAGAGCCCUCGUCUCAUGACCAAGCUUCCUGGCCAGCUGCUUUCUGCUCACGGCCUCCAGCAGGGGGCGCAGGGCUUGCCAGGUCAGGCGGGGGGCCUGCGCCUCCCUCAGGCUGCACCCGUGGCAGUGCAGCAGGGCUUGCCAUUCAUGAGCCAGCAGCAGUCACCUUUGCCACCACCCUCUGGGGCCACUACUGCCAGCAGUUUCUUUCCUGGCAAUCGCCUGUUGCAGGAAAGACAGCUGCAGCAGCACAGGUUGCAGCUGGCCCAAAAGCUACAGCAGCAGAACCUCAUGGGACAAAUGACAAUGCAGCAGCAGCAGCAGCAAGGCCUGAUGGGACAGGUGUCUGUGCAGCAGCAGCAGCAGCAGCUUCAGCAGCAAGGCCUGAUGGGACAGAUAUCUGUGCAGCAGCAGCAGCAGCAGCAGCAGCAGCAGCAAAGCACAAUAAGCCAGUCUGGUUUGAUGGGUCAGCCGCCACCACCUCCACCCACACCACAGCCAAACCAGAACCUGCUCCCUAAGCAACCGGGGCUGCUGAACAGCCAGCCAGGAGCUGUGGUCCAGCAACUCUCUCCGCAGCAGCAGCAGCAGCAGCAGCAGCAGCAGCAGCAGCAAGUUAUAUUAGGGCACUCGAUGCUGCAGCAGCAUCAGGGUGUGUUAGGCCAUCAGGCUGCCCAGAGGCCAAUGCUGUUGACUCCUCAGCAGCAUCGGGCCCUGGGUUGUCCUCAGCAGCUGGCCCAGCAGACUCAAGGGAUGAUGGGGCACCGGCUCCUUUUGUCUCCUCAGCAGCAGCAGCAGCAGCAGCCGCCACCGCAUCAGUGCCCUUAG
Python bivittatus (Burmese python) is the source of this 1647-nucleotide messenger RNA. NCBI's taxonomy places the organism in Eukaryota, Metazoa, Chordata, Lepidosauria, Squamata, Pythonidae. The record is from RefSeq and is a predicted model, not a curated record.